Molecule: messenger RNA, 1545 nt
Organism: Closterium sp. Naga37s-1
Lineage: Eukaryota; Viridiplantae; Streptophyta; Zygnematophyceae; Desmidiales; Closteriaceae
Source: the annotation of a GenBank genome assembly
AUGGCCCGCAGCCUCCCCCUCCUCCCCGUCCUCCUCCUCCUCGCUCUCUCCUCCCUCCUCUCCGUCUCCUGCCGCCCAAGCCCUCUCGCCACCUCCAAUGCCUCACGCAAACCCGGCGGCGGGAAACGCGGCGGGAAACCCGGCGGGAAAUCCGGUGGGAAAUCCGGCGGGAGUAAGAAGGGCGUUUCCGCGGUGAGCUGCCCGUCGCCGUGGCCGGAGCUCGACAGCUGCCCCACCAGCGAGUCGCUGCCGCAACUCGAGGACUCGCAAACGGAGUUCCCAGGGGCGGUGUGGGGUGCGCUGCGGCCGCACAAGGUGCCCGGGGCGCGCAACAGCCCAGCGGACGCCACGUGGCUGAACAAGGACGAGCGCGACACGGAGGUUUACAUCGAGGAGUGCUGCUCGCUGUGCGCGCUGAACGACGCAUGCGAGUACUGGACGUACACGCGGAAGCUGGAUUCCAUUAAAGGCACAUGUCAGCUCUUUUCAAGCCAGCAGUGCGCCCCCAGUAACGCCUACUCCGCCAUCUCCGCCCCCGCCUCCUCCCCCCGCACCCCCCGCUCCGCCUCCUCCUCCGCCUCCUCCCCCCGCACCCACCACCCCGUCUCCUCCCCCAAAGUCUCCUUCUCCUUCCGCAAGGCGCCAAAAGACGCCGCCCUUCCGACCCCGGGCGGCUCCGACGGCACGGGCGGCAAUGGCGGAGCGGGCGGCGGCACGGGCGCAGGGACAGCGGGAGGGGGACUGGAUGAUCCUUUAACGGGGACAGGGGGCAGUGGGGGGGACAGCAGCAGCGGUGACAGCAGUGGCAGCGGUGGCAGCGGUGGCAGCAGCAGUGGCGGAGGCAGCAGCACCGGGAGCGGCACCACCACCACCACAGGCAACACCACCUGUCCUUCCUUCUCCGGCUGCCUUUCCGCCUGUCCAGCUGGCACCAGCGCGAUCACCCAGCUGUACAGCGACACGUCAGCGCCUGCCACGUCAGCAGCAGCUAACGUUGCGCGGGGGAGGCUGUACGGGGUGGAAUCGCCAGCAGCGGGGUGGAGCGUGUUGGGGGAGGCGGGGUAUUUGAGCAUUGGGGGGUGCUGCCAGGCGUGUAAGGCGGGGGCAAGCAAUGACUGCUACUACUGGACAUGGCAACACGAUCCAAAGGAAGGGGAUUAUGACCGAGCAAUGGGGGAUGCUGUCACGCGUGUAAGGCGGGGGCAAGCAAUGACUGCUACUACUGGACGUGGCAACAUGAUCCAAAGGAAGGGGAUUAUGAUCGAGGGCUGUGCACUCUGUUCCACAGCCAGGCGUGUCGCUUCAUGGCAGACGAGGGCUUUCUGGCAACACAUGCCUCACUCCCUUUCCUUGUCCCGCUGCCUGUUUCUUGCCUCCGUGCCUGUUUGCCUUCCUUCCCCCCCCUCCUUCCCAGGCCUGUGCACGCUGUUUCACAGCCAGGCGUGCCGCUUCAUGACAGACGAGGGCUUUUUCUCCCCGCCCGUGUUUGACCCCGCACAAACCAACUCGUUCAUGUUCCCUCUGCCCUGUUACUCGGCUGUGUAA